Messenger RNA from Cordyceps militaris CM01, 2793 nucleotides. Its product is annotated as cutinase transcription factor 1 beta. Gene Ontology annotation, biological process: regulation of DNA-templated transcription; DNA-templated transcription. NCBI's taxonomy places the organism in Eukaryota, Fungi, Ascomycota, Sordariomycetes, Hypocreales, Cordycipitaceae. The record is from RefSeq and is a predicted model, not a curated record. The coding region runs from base 1 to 2793 and encodes 930 amino acids. Gene Ontology annotation, molecular function: DNA binding; zinc ion binding; DNA-binding transcription factor activity, RNA polymerase II-specific. The transcript is spliced from 6 exons.
AUGGCGCCCACCACAGAUACCAGCUCCAUGGGGAGCGGCUCGCCCUCGCCGCCGCCGCUGACCAAGACAGAGAGCAACGUUUCCGUCAAGAAGCGCAGCUCCGCGGAUGGCGGCGUCGUCAAGGUCACAAAGCGAAGAGCCGCCCGCGCAUGCGUCUCGUGUCGCGCACGCAAGGUCCGCUGCGACGUGGUCGAGGGUGCGCCUUGCGGAAACUGUCGCUGGGAUAAUGUCGAGUGCAUUGUUCAAGAGAGCCGUCGGCGCAAGAAAAGCACCUUGGCGGCAAGUGCCGUGGGCCAAAACAACCAAGCCGAGGCUCAAAUUCGCUCCAAGACGACGACAGCCACCACCACCACCAGCAACAGUGCCAACGUCGACGACGGGCCGUCAUCGGGCAUCAGCAACGGGUACAUGAAUGCGCUCGACAAUGGUGCAGCUACGCCAAUCGCCUCGAAUAACCUGCGACGACAGAGCACAGCGUCGGCCUUUUCGUCGGCCACGACGACGAGCGGCAUCGACAGCCUGGGUGGUCUCAUGCCCAACUGCAUGGUGGACUCACACAUGCCGCAUCUUAUUUUGCUUGGCACUGCAAUUUCCCCUCUGCAGCUCUUUCCUCCGUCACAUUGCCACGCCGCCAUCAAGCCGCCGUACUUGCUGAGCCAGGCCUCCAUCGACCACAGCCAUGGCAGUCCGACGUCGAGCAGCCUCUGGGGCGGCGACAGCAACACCGUCAACCCCAAUCGACUUUUUGGCGACUCGGGCAUCGCUUCUGCUACCCAGAACUUUACCAAUUCGCUCGACCAGUUUCAUUUUCACGCCGCGGCUCAGCCUACACCCCAGCUCCCGCCUUUCCUACGCCCGCUACCCAGCAAGAUCACCCCCGAGGAUGUGAGCUAUCUCCAGAUGAAGGGCGCUCUGACGCUGCCCGCGAUCCCUCUCCAGAAUGCCUUGCUUCAGGCCUACGUCGAGUAUAUCCACCCCUUUAUGCCGCUCAUGGACCUCCACCCUUUCCUUAGCAUCGUCAACAACCGCAAUGGAUUUAAUGGUCAGAUGAGCCUGCUGCUCUACCAUGCCGUGCUCUUUGCCGCCACCGCAUCGGUCGAUAUGAAACGUCUCCGCGAGGCCGGCUAUACAAGUCGCAAGGCUGCUCGCAAAGCCUUUUUUCAGAAGACAAGGCUGCUAUACGAUUUCGACUACGAAUCAGACCGCCUGGUCCUAGUACAGUCUCUGCUGCUCAUGACCUACUGGUAUGAGACACCAGAUGACCAGAAAGACACCUGGCACUGGAUGGGUGUCGCCAUUUCGCUGGCCCACACCAUUGGCCUGCACCGCAAGCCUGGCGCCAACUCGAUGACUGAGAGCAAGCGCAAGCUCUGGAAGCGUAUUUGGUGGUCCUGCUUUAUGAGAGACAGGCUCAUCGCCCUGGGCAUGCGCCGACCCACCCGCAUCAAGGAUGAGGACUUUGAUGUGCCCAUGUUGAUGGAGAGCGAUUUCGAAAUUCAGACGCUGGCGGACAACAACAGCUUGCUUCCCGCCGAGUGUGUCGUGAUUCGCGAUUUGGCCAUGCAGCGCGAGCUGGCGACCCUGUGCAUUCACAAGGCCAAACUCUGCCUUGGCAUCAGCCACAUGCUCAAGACGCAGUACUCGGUGCUGAUCCGCGACAAUAUGAAACCCGAGAACACAACAAACAGCACCAUGAUGCUGUUCCCCAACAAGUUUGAGAAUGUCGAUGCCGUUGACACGAUUGACGCCGAGCUGCGUGCGUGGGCCGACAGCCUGCCCGAGUCCUGCCGGUACCGCCCGCUCACGGAAGCUGACACCGAGGGUGGCCGCUCGACUGUCACGGUCCACCGCACGCUUCUGCACAUGGUCCAUCAGACAACCAUCUCGGCACUUCACCGGCCGCAGUUCCUGCCCUCGUCACCGACGCAGAUGCCCACUACCUCGCGCCAAGUGCAGGACAUGUCGCGCGUCAAGGUCCGCGACUCGGCCAUGCAAAUCACGCGCAUGGUUACAGAGCUGCACAACUUCCGUCUGGAAAAGUACCUCCCCACAACCGGCGUGACGGUCAUCCUGCCGGCCAUGAUUAUCCACUUGUUGGAGAUGAAGGGCUCCUCAAAGGAGGCGCGCGAACGAGCCAUGAUUGGCUUCCGUCAAUGCAUGCGUGUCAUGGAGAAGCUGCGGGAGAUUUAUUCAGCGGCCGACUACGCUACCGGAUUCCUAGAUGCGGCACUACGCAAGGCGGACAUUAGCGUUGGCUCGGGCAACGCUGGUAGCAGCAGCAGCAGCGUGUCGGCCGCGCUGGCCAGCCGAAUCAGUCAGCUUAGCCAAAUCAACCAGUCGGCGGCGAGCGACAUGAUGCCCAACGGUCUGCCGUUUGGGCUGUCGGUGCACACACCGCCGCCGGAGAACCAGACCCUGGCGAGCCUGCAGGAUGCGCUUUUUGGAAAGACGGCCAUGCUGCCACCCAACACGGUCAACGCGGCCGCGCUGGAGAUGACGGACUCGCCGCCGCACACCGACUUUGACACGACGGGCCUGACGCCCAGCGCCAGCGGUUUCUCGGAGGAGCUGCCGACCGAGGCGGACCCGAUGGACAUGGAUUUCAUGGAGGGUCACGACGAGUUUGACUGGAACGCGGUGGCGGGCACCGACUUUGACGUGGACCAGUUCCUGCAGUUUCCCACGGAUGGUAACAAGCCUUCUGGGGAGGAGAUGAUGAGUGGUGUCUUUGGUAGCAAGAACACGUCGGGGUCGAUGGAGGAUAUUAAGAUGGGUAUCGAGGCUUCUGCAUGA